Messenger RNA from Nematostella vectensis (starlet sea anemone), 1493 nucleotides. Its product is annotated as polymerase delta-interacting protein 3. Bases 93 to 1133 code for a protein of 346 amino acids. Gene Ontology annotation, molecular function: mRNA binding. Gene Ontology annotation, biological process: mRNA export from nucleus. Gene Ontology annotation, cellular component: nucleus. The transcript has a single exon. The record is from RefSeq and is a predicted model, not a curated record. NCBI's taxonomy places the organism in Eukaryota, Metazoa, Cnidaria, Anthozoa, Actiniaria, Edwardsiidae.
UAACCGUGAUGCACCAGCGUCACCCUGCGAUGUGGUAAACGUGAUAGUUUGUGUAGUUUCGACGUCGACUUUCUGUCGGAAAUUGGCUUAAAAUGGAUAGAAGAAUUGGCAAAAAAAAGCCAUUUCAUGGCCAGACACAGCAACGAACUGUUGGACUUACUACUUUCCAUCUAAGAAAUAGAAAAGCCGCGAGAGAAGGUAGCUUUAAGAAGAAAGAUUUGAGACAAAAUCUUGAAAAGAAAGUCGGCUUGAAGUCACAAAACAGGACUACGAAGUUUGACGCUCGGGAGAAGAUUUUGAGUAACAGAUCUGUUGAAGAGCUGCCCAAGAAAACUAGCCUACAUAUGGAUGCUCGCAGGAAAGAGUCGAGAUCGGACAUAAUUGCCAAAAAUCGUUCUCUGACGUUAGAUGGAGAAUCAAUUAGAAUUACAGCAAAACAGAACGUACCGCCAAGUAGGUCUGCCCAGUUCGCUGGACAAUCCAUCCAGAUUACUGCAAUUGCGACUAAAACCAAAUCAAAGACGACAACUACCCCUACAUCUAGAACUCCUACUUCUAGGAACCAACGCGAAACUCCUAGAAGCAGCCGAAGAGGCCAGAAUGCCAGGAGAAAGGAGAUCAAACUUCAAGUCAAUAAGCCCUAUACACCAGCAGAAAACAUCAUAGAGCUUUCCCCUAUACGACCUGUAACUUCUACACCAUUUGACAGGUUAGAUACUUAUGAGGUACCUUCCACAACGCCGCAGACCUCAACUAGAGUUACAAUAUCCAAUCUUCACCCUGCAGUUUCACGGCAAGAUAUUGAGGAGUUGUUUGGUGCCAUUGGGGUGUUGAAGAGUUGCAAGAUGCUGCGAGCUGGUAUGGCCGAGGUAGUGUAUACCACUAAAGAGGAUGCUGUCACAGCUUAUGCUCGUUAUCAUAAUAGGAACCUGGAUGGACAGCCGAUGCAGUGUAAGCUGUCUGUCAUGCCAUCCUCCGCAGUAUACACCCCUCCCAGUGCCAUGCCGCUACCUCCGCUCCGCCCAGCGGUCCCUAAAUACCAACCUGUUGUCAAACAAGAACCAUACAUUCCUCAGAUCGGAAUGCCAAGUGCAAAGCCAUCACGCCCAGUGGUUUUCAAAGUUAAGAUUUAAAGUUAUGAUGGAUUCAUGGGAACUUGUUCUGAAAGCAUUGAAAUAACAUACCUUUUUCUAUACAACAAAUAACAGUGCUCCAGGAAUUAUCUAGAAAAAAUGGUUUUAUUGAACUGCAGUAUAAUUUCUUUUAGUAUUGUAGGACUAAUAGUUAGUCAUACAGUGUAAAUUAUUUGCACCAUAAAAGCAAAGUGCAGUUAAAGACAUUGGACAGAUUGUAUACACUGCUGUAUAUAUGUUAGCUUAUAUACUUGGUACUAUUGUAUCAGGACCCACAGUUGGAAUACUGGUAUGCAUACAAGUUUUGUUGUGCUAUAUUCAAAAGAACAUUUUAGAAAUGAAUAAAAAGUUCACAGAUCA